ACUUACAAACCGACCAAUCAGCACGCUCCUUUCCUGUGUCCUCGUGAGAUAGCGGUUUAACGUACAGUCCAGUUCAGUGAGCCGGUUAGCGCCGUGAUUAGCAGCCGGAGCAUUAGCUUAGCAUCACACAGUGUUAACAGUUACUCUUAUUUCCUUUUACACAGAACAUAAUUUUAUAGACAAUCCCACGGCUCAAUAAAGGAUUCGGAUUUGUACACACUGUAAAACUCCCAGUCAUGAACGAUCAGAUGACCGGCUCGAACGAGUUCAAGCUGAACCAGGGACCUGAUGACAGCAUCUCGGCUGUAAAGUUCAGCCCCAACUCCUCCCAGUUCCUCCUUGUUUCCUCCUGGGACGCCACCGUGCGCCUCUACGAUGUUGGUGGGAAUUCAAUGAGGAUGAAGUACCAGCACAUGGCCCCGGUCCUCGACUGCGCUUUCUACGACCCGACUCACGCAUGGAGCGGUGGUCUCGACCAUCAGCUCAAAAUGCACGACUUGAAUACAGACCAGGACACGGUCGUGGGCGCGCACGACGCUCCUAUCCGCUGUGUGGAGUAUUGCCAAGAGGUUAACGUCAUGAUUACGGGGAGCUGGGACUCGAGCGUGAGGCUGUGGGAUCCUCGGACCCCAUGCAAUGCCGGCACUUUCACCCAGCCCGAUAAGGUGUACACUCUGUCCGUGGCCGGGGAUCGGCUGAUCGUGGGGACGGCGGGGCGGAGGGUGCUGGUGUGGGACCUGAGGAACAUGGGGUACGUCCAGCAGAGACGAGAGUCCAGCCUGAAGUAUCAGACACGCUGCAUACGAGCGUUUCCAAACAAACAGGGCUACGUGCUGAGCUCGAUCGAGGGCCGUGUAGCUGUGGAGUACCUGGACCCGAGUUUGGAGGUUCAGAAGAAGAAAUAUGCGUUUAAAUGCCACCGUCUGAAGGAGAACGGGCUCGAGCAAGUGUACCCUGUCAACGCCAUCUCCUUCCACAGCAUCCACAACACCUUCGCCACAGGUGGCUCCGACGGCUUUGUGAACAUCUGGGACCCGUUCAAUAAGAAGCGUCUGUGUCAGUUCCACCGGUACCCCACCAGCAUCGCCUCUCUGGCCUUUAGCUGUGACGGCUCGCUGCUCGCCAUCGCCUCGUCCUACAUGCAGGAGCUGGGAGACAUCUCACACCCACCUGACGCCGUCUACAUCCGCCAGGUCACUGAUGCAGAGACCAAGCCCAAGUCGACCUGAGGUGUGUGUUCAGGUGUGUGUUCAGGAUCGAACACUCCUGAAGCGUUACACUGAUAAACUUCUGCUGGUAUCCAGUUCUCCGUGUACGUGUGUCUCUCUUUCUUUUCGCCUGUUCUACACUUUCUCCUCGUCUUUGUGUUACGCAACAGAUGUUUUCUUACCUGAUAUUUCUUUCCUCACCUUUCUGUUUAUUCUUUUAUUUUUGUGUCAUCACAUCAGUGCCAGCCCUGUGAAUAUUCCUGUUUUACUUCCAAUAAAUAUUGAUUUGAUUAAA
Molecule: messenger RNA, 1503 nt
Organism: Silurus meridionalis
Lineage: Eukaryota; Metazoa; Chordata; Actinopteri; Siluriformes; Siluridae
Gene: bub3
Product: BUB3 mitotic checkpoint protein
Exons: 9
Coding region: 237-1229 (330 amino acids)
Biological process (GO): mitotic spindle assembly checkpoint signaling
Cellular component (GO): bub1-bub3 complex; kinetochore; mitotic checkpoint complex
Molecular function (GO): ubiquitin binding
Source: RefSeq, a predicted model, not a curated record